Galeopterus variegatus (Sunda flying lemur) is the source of this 853-nucleotide messenger RNA. RefSeq names its product zinc finger, matrin-type 5 (gene ZMAT5). The transcript is spliced from 6 exons. The record is from RefSeq and is a predicted model, not a curated record. The coding region runs from base 78 to 590 and encodes 170 amino acids. Gene Ontology annotation, molecular function: zinc ion binding. Lineage: Eukaryota; Metazoa; Chordata; Mammalia; Dermoptera; Cynocephalidae. Gene Ontology annotation, cellular component: U12-type spliceosomal complex.
GAGGGCGUAGGAGGAGGAGCCCGGAGCCGUCCGGCCCAGCAAGAGCCAGGCAGUGGCAGGACCGGGUGUAGGUGGCCAUGGGGAAGCGAUACUUCUGUGACUACUGUGACCGCUCCUUCCAGGACAACCUCCACAACCGCAAAAAGCAUCUGAAUGGGCUGCAGCACCUGAAGGCCAAGAAGGUCUGGUAUGACAUGUUCCGAGAUGCGGCUGCCAUCUUGCUGGAUGAGCAGAACAAGCGGCCCUGCAGGAAGUUUCUACUGACAGGCCAGUGUGACUUUGGCUCCAAUUGCAGAUUCUCUCACAUGUCAGAGCGAGACCUGCAGGAGCUGAGUAUCCAGGUGGACGAGGAGAGGCGGGCCAGGGAGUGGCCACUGGACAUUGCUGAACUCCCUGAAGGCAAUCUGGAGGACUGGCUGGAAAAGAGAGCCAAGCGGCUGAGCUCAGCCCCAAGCAGCAGGGCUGAACCCAUCAGAGCCACCAUCUUCCAGUACCCUGUGGGCUGGCCACCAGUCCAGGAGCUGCCCCCAUCCCUGCGGGCUCCCCCACCCGGGGGGUGGCCCCUGCAGCCCAGAGUCCAGUGGGGCUGAGCCCUCACCCCUGCCUGACCGCACCUGGUCAGCUCUCUCAUCAGUCACAAUAAAGACAAGGGCUUAUACGGGGGAGGCUGAGCCCCUUCCUGCUGCACUCAAAGGAGCCUCUCAGACUAUCUGCCCAGCCUCACUGAGGCUCAGGCGCAGCCCUGGGCCCGGGUCUGCGCCAUGCAGCUCCACCUGCCCACCCUCCCUCAUGGAACGUCUUGAGAGGACGGGUGAGGAAACUUUUGGAUGUUUAUAAAGAAAGUCUGUCACCA